Molecule: messenger RNA, 2225 nt
Organism: Megalopta genalis
Lineage: Eukaryota; Metazoa; Arthropoda; Insecta; Hymenoptera; Halictidae
Source: RefSeq, a predicted model, not a curated record
UUGGAGGAACUGUUUAUUAAAUGGCUGGGGGCGUUGAAAGGUUUUGACAAUUAUGUGCGAGCCUUGUAUUGUGUGCAUUGUGUAGCAAGUUUGUCCAGUAAACGGUGUAAAACAACUUUCUUAAAUGUUCACAUACAAUUUGACAUUGCAGCAUACGUGAGCAUAAUAAGAAAAAUAACUUACAGAAACAAACACAUGAAUCAUCAAAUAUAAUGAAAAACUGUUGCAAGAGACAUGAACAUGUCAGAGGAAGAACAUGUGGAAAAAACUUUUGUAUAUAAGUUUCCAACAUGUACAACAAAUCAGGAAUACGUGUUGGAGAUACCAUUAAAAAUACCAUACUAUGGCUCGAUAAAAGAACUCAUGCACCGUAUUGUUUCAUCAUUUAAGUUACCAUGUUAUGUGGAACCGAACUUACUGCAAUCUUUGGAGAACGCUAUUAAAGAGCUAACAUUACAAUUUUAUGAUGAAAAAGCAGAGAAUACCUUAGAGAAUGCGAUAUCAGGAACCACGGACAUUGAAGAGAUUAUAAAAAAUUGGGAGAAAACGUAUAAACAAAAGACAGUUGAUUAUGCAGAUCCAAUUGGAACAACCGAUGAGGAGUUAUUUGCAGCUGCGUACCAUAGAUUGGUACAUUCUCCAUCAUUGGAACCCAUUUUGCAAGCAGAGCACAAAUUUGGAAGGGAUGUAACAGAAGUCAUUCAAAUGAGAGACACACAUUAUGAGCAACUCACUCAAAAUCAAACAGAAGAAAUGCGCAAAGCUGUAGAAGCCCUGGAGGCUGGUUCUACCGAAAAAUCGAUAAACGAGAUGGCUGGACGACACUUUGAAGAACAAAGCUUAUUGCAAGGGCACUGGGGAUCUAGGGUUGACGCGUUAAAAUUAGAACAGAGACGUCAAUAUCGGAAUUGGAUUAUGCGGCUGUUAGAAGAGCAGCAGACUAAUAUGUUACCAACUCCAAUGGGUUCUCCAAUGGUGUCGACGCCGCCUAUUCGACCCGCCUUAGACAAUUUUGUUCACAUCGAGGAUAAGACGAGCGCGGACUAUCCCGUUUUGGAAGAGAGUUUCACCAUACACUUGGGCUCGCAAAUGAAACAAAUGCACAAUAUACGUAUACUAACGGGAGAUGUAUUAGAUUUUUGUAGGAUAAAGAAAAGCGAGACCGGAAUGGAUCCAACGCCGCAGAGGCUGCAGACAGCUUUAGGAUUAUACUCCAGUGAUUUGUGCGGAUUAGUACUGUUGAGCGACAAUCACUUGGGAAGUUAUUCUGGAAUCACAAAGGAAUUGUGCGCUAUAUGCCAAUUGACAACGGAGUUUCACUUUCCACCGAUCGACGAGCAAUUGGAGAAAAUAAGGGACGACGUUAAGGACGCUGUUGCCUGGAGACAAGCGCAUCACAAAGAAGGGAUCGAAACGCAGACGAAGAAAUCGACGACGAGUAAAAGUUUGCAGACAGGAGACGUUUACAUUACAAGGCACUCGAACUUGGCGCAAGUGCAUGUGAUUUUUCAUAUGGUAGUGAACGAUACUUUGAGAUCCGGCGAUAUCAAUUCGAGACACCCGGCGAUUCUGGGAUUGCGAAACAUUUUGAAAACUGCGUGCUGCAAUGACGUCACCACGCUCACUAUUCCUGUGCUUCUUGUUCAUGAAAUGACAGAGGAAAUGACUGUGGCAUGGUGCACGAAACGAGCAGAAUUGGUUUUCAAAUGCGUGAAAGGGUUCAUGAUAGAAAUGGCGUCGUGGGGUGGUGCCGAAUUGAAAAAUCUGCAAUUCCUUGUCCCAAAGGGGAUGUCCGAAGAAGUAUUUGGCACGCUAGCCACGAUGCUACCCAGCAUAUUUCGUGUAUCGAAUCCGCUGGUGUUCAAAGCGACCAGCACACCGCAAACUCCAAAAAAGUGAACGGCUGUCUUGCCACUGUUGUCGUAUAACGAUAAAAAUAAUAAAAUAUUUGUUACUGUUUAUCGGUCAUUGUGGCCACGAUCAUUACGGCUGUAAAUUAAGACAAGAUGCCGCGAAUAAACGCCCGAUGCUCUGAAUGAAUUUCUUGUUUAUAUUACUUUUACAAGAGCAUCAUUCCUUGAACGAUAAUUGCGUCACCCGCUACAAUUGUUCACGCUAUUAGAAACUAUAGAAAAAUUCAUACAUGUUAUACCGAAUGAAAAACUGAUUGAGCAAUGAUUUUGUCAUUUUCUUUUCUUUUCAAUAAACCGUACGAAAAACCUGAA